AUGCGUGUUUCACGCAUAUAUUUUGGGGACUCUGAAAUGAUUCGUCAAAACUUCAAUCGUUUCGAUUAUUCCGUUGGAUAUCAAUUCCUCCCAAGGCGGUCACAGUCGGCUUCGGCUUACUCGGAUGAGCUGAAGGCCAGUAGUCGCGUCUCCGGUCACGCGUUUCUGCUAGCAGUCGGGCAGACGGUGUCCAGUGGUAUUGUAUGUACAGCCGAAUGGUCGCGUAGCAGCCGCUCGUGCGAGGCGAGGGCCUGGCCCCUGCAGAAAGGCGAAGUGAGGAAAGUUCCAGCAGCGAGGAAGCCUGACCUGAUUCUUGCUGAAGGAGGAGCAACGCAAGCUUUGGAAACAAGCUUUCCCGUACGUCACCAGAUCCCAGUACUUCUAAUUGCUGACGAAGCAUGCAGAGCAGGUCGGAUAUCGAAUAAGCACGGCAGCCUCCUGCUUUCGAACACGCACACAGUGUGUCGACAACCGGAUGCCUCAAGCGUCACUACUAGUAGUGAUGAAGACACACAGGCGAAACGGGUGAACGAAGUCUUUGCGCCGCUCGCCACUCCCAAGCAUUUCACCGUCAUCUCUUCAUCGGCCUGCACUUUCAUACACCGAAGACGUGUCUUGCGCUAUCAUCGACCUCUACCUUCGCAACCGACGGACGAUGGGCGCAGCAUUCGCUCCCUACAUUGCACUGCCUCGGCCCUGACUGUCGAUCCGAAUAUUCAAUUCAGCGUUGACGGCCAGGUAGCAUUUGGACGGAGCACAUCGUAUGGCACUGUUACUGAUUACACCUUUCACAUUCGGUAUACACUUGGCACAUUCAAGUUAUCAAAGGUCCAAUCUCCUGCAGUCUGCGAAUGUCACCAGAUUUAUCUGAUCAUGUUGCACUACUUGCCAUCAGAAAUCUACGAACCGGCGAACAUUGACACUCGAUGA
This is a messenger RNA of Pseudocercospora fijiensis CIRAD86, 930 nucleotides long. RefSeq lists its product as uncharacterized. NCBI's taxonomy places the organism in Eukaryota, Fungi, Ascomycota, Dothideomycetes, Mycosphaerellales, Mycosphaerellaceae. The transcript has 7 exons. The record is from RefSeq and is a predicted model, not a curated record. Bases 1 to 930 code for a protein of 309 amino acids.